Didymella exigua CBS 183.55 is the source of this 225-nucleotide messenger RNA. RefSeq lists its product as uncharacterized. The record is from RefSeq and is a predicted model, not a curated record. NCBI's taxonomy places the organism in Eukaryota, Fungi, Ascomycota, Dothideomycetes, Pleosporales, Didymellaceae. The transcript is spliced from 4 exons. Bases 1 to 225 code for a protein of 74 amino acids.
AUGGCGCCCUGGUUCGCACUCUUCGAGGCCUGGGCCGUCGCAGCACUAAUCCGCAGCCCGACAUUCAACCGCGCCAUCCAAAAAGCCUACCGCAAGAUCAACAAGAUCCCGGACCACGAGCCGCGGAACGGGCUCGGCCGGACGGGGCCCUCUACUCUUGAUCACUUUAAAGAUGAGGUGAAAGAGCAGUUUAGGGAUCUUACUUGGCAGAAACGGAGGAAGUGA